Messenger RNA from Saccharomyces paradoxus, 1485 nucleotides. RefSeq names its product Wsc2p (gene WSC2). The coding region runs from base 1 to 1485 and encodes 494 amino acids. The transcript has a single exon. The record is from RefSeq and is a predicted model, not a curated record. Lineage: Eukaryota; Fungi; Ascomycota; Saccharomycetes; Saccharomycetales; Saccharomycetaceae.
AUGUACCUACAACUCAUACACAGAUCUUUCAUCGUCGUGUGGCUCAUAUGUAUACGAGCCGCGUUGGCUGAUCAAUUCACAUAUAAAGCUUGCUAUGCAGCUAGUGACAUACGAAAAUUGGGGCUGACUUAUAAGGGCGUUUACGAGUAUCAAUCGGUUUCCUACUGUGAAAACGAAUGCCCUGGCCAGGCUGUCGUUGCUCUUUUCAAUGGUACAGGUUGCUACUGUGGUGGUUCCGUAUCUCAGUUACAGUCUUUGACGCAGCUAGAUUCCAGCAAAUGUGACGUUACGUGUGCUGGUUGGCCCUACCAAAAUUGUGGUGGUUCUUCUGCAAUGAAUGUUUAUAUCAAUAACGCUGCCUCUACCGCGGACCCAACUUCAUCUACUUCAACUUCAACAUCGUCAACAAAAACUUCAUCAAGCACAAGUGUUAAUUCAAAAACGUCCACGAAAUCGGACACGAAAACCUCAACUAGUUCUUCUGCUACACAAUCAUCCUCUUCCUCAUCUAUAACCUCCACUACUACUUCCUCUUCAGAGACAACCUCCUCUUCCUCCUCUACUAGUACUUCUACUACCUCCACUAGUAUUUCCACUACUUCUACUACUUCUUCUACUACCUCUAGUACUUUUGCCUCUUCCAGUUCAGAAACGUCCUCUACGCUGACAACUUCUUCAUCCACUGCGUCAUCUUCAUCCUCAACUUCAACAGCAACGGUUACCUCCGCCCUCUCAUCCACUUCAAUAGGUACUUCUACGCAUUACACUACCCGCGUGGUGACGCAGUCCGUGGUUUCUCAAGCUAACCAAGAAGCAAGCACGAUCUUUAUCACAAGGACCUCCGUUUAUGCAGCAGUUUCAUCUACACCAUCCUCUACUAGCACUUCCCUAAACGGGAAGUCAAACUCUUCCAAGAGUAAAGGAUUGAGUGGUGGUGCCAUCGCAGGUGUAGUAGUAGGCGUCGUUUGUGGUACACUUGCCUUGUUGGCACUGGCCAUAUUCUUUUUUGUAUGGAAGAAACGUCGCCAAUCUUCUCAACACGUGGACUUGGAGGAGACAAAACAGUACCAGCCGUACUCAUUGGGUGAUGCUGACGCUAACCCUGUUAUUCCUCCGUCUACUUCAAGCUCCAACUGGCACAUACCCUCUAGAAAUAAUACAGCAUUGUCAAAGAAUACAGCGUCUACUUUUGCCACUUACGAUCUGCCGACAAGGGUCCCGGGCGGCAGGGAUUCUGUCAUUACUGGUGAUGCACAUAACAUCAACAAAAGAAGUCACUUUCCUUCGGUGGUGUACGAGGAACCUCCUUCGAUCUAUAACGGAAACCAAAGAUUCAGUGCUACUUCAUUGCCCGAUAUGAUGGAAGAAAGACAACUACACAUUGUCAAUCCCGAUAAUGUGAGUUCGAAUAUUGGCAGCAAUGUCUCAGAUGGUGAUGAUGAUUAUGAUGAUGCAAAGGAUUCCAAUAAUAGUUCUUUGCGCUGA